Messenger RNA from Humulus lupulus (European hop), 1070 nucleotides. RefSeq lists its product as uncharacterized. Lineage: Eukaryota; Viridiplantae; Streptophyta; Magnoliopsida; Rosales; Cannabaceae. The record is from RefSeq and is a predicted model, not a curated record. Gene Ontology annotation, biological process: RNA processing. The transcript has 3 exons. Gene Ontology annotation, molecular function: RNA binding; RNA methyltransferase activity. The coding region runs from base 219 to 971 and encodes 250 amino acids.
UUCUGCUUAAAGGGAAAGGUUAGAUGCUAGAUUAGUUCUUGAUUUUAUAGGUUUUGAAUAUUUUUUGCUACCGUGGUUGCACUUCAAAUGUCUCUUUAUUUUUUAUUUUCUAGAUUCACUUUUGGCAUAGCCAUUAUAAAUUAGAAAUCCACAUUAAUCCAUUCUCAGCAGUAAAAACUUAUCUAUACUGUCAUUAACAGAUGAUAAAGUUAUGACUUAUGCAUGUUAUUAGGGAGAUAUAUGAAUUUCAAGAAUCAUUACAAGAGAAAACUGUCAAAAUGGAUUGUUUGCUAGUACUCGAUAAAGCUGAAAUACCUGAAGAGAUAAGUGGUUUUUUUGGUCGUAUCGUGCGUGUGAGCUCUGCAGUGAUGAAAAAGCUUUCUGGGUUGCAAUCAACUGAAUCUAUAGAAGCAAUUGGUCUCAUGAGCAUUCCUACCAGUUUUUUAAACUUAGAUGAUCAGCAACAAGAAGCAGGUUGUGAAAGAUGGUUCCCCGUUGCACAUAGGAUUCUAGUCCUCGACGGCAUCCAGGAUCCUGGAAACCUUGGUACGUUAGUCAGAUCAGCCAUGGCCUUUAGAUGGGGUGGAAUUUUUCUACUUCCUGGCUGUUGUGAUCCAUUUAACGAGCAAGCAAUCCGAGCAAGCCGAGGUGCCUCAUUUCAGCUGCCUAUAGUUUGUGGCAGUUGGUUCCAUCUUGAAUCCCACAUAAGUGAAUUUCAAGCGAAAAUGCUAGCUGCGCAUCUAGAUAGCCAUGAUGAAAUGAAACCAGUCAUUCAACUUUCUCAAAAACUUGCUGAUUCUUAUACAAAUCUUCGAUUGUGCUUGGUUUUGGGUAGUGAAGGGAGUGGCCUAUCGGAGAAAUCUCGACAGGAAUGUGAGCUUGUGAGCAUUCCAAUGGCUGGACAGUUUGAGUCUCUCAAUGUUUCAGUUGCUGGUGGCAUUUUACUGUACAUGCUGCAGCCUAGAAAUUAAAUGUUGGUCACAAUCUACCUUUGAAAAUGACACUGGUCUAAUAUUCUACAAAUCUCAAUCAGCAUUGGCAUAAUCUCAAGAUGAGGUGUCUUGGUUUUA